Messenger RNA from Pichia kudriavzevii, 2775 nucleotides. RefSeq lists its product as uncharacterized. The record is from RefSeq and is a predicted model, not a curated record. Gene Ontology annotation, biological process: protein targeting to vacuole; Golgi to vacuole transport. The transcript has a single exon. The coding region runs from base 1 to 2775 and encodes 924 amino acids. NCBI's taxonomy places the organism in Eukaryota, Fungi, Ascomycota, Pichiomycetes, Pichiales, Pichiaceae. Gene Ontology annotation, cellular component: endosome membrane; membrane coat; AP-3 adaptor complex.
AUGUCUACCUUAACUAUGAAGGAAAGAUUGAGAGGGUUUGGUAUUUCGUUUGAGAAAUCCUUGGAGGACUUGAUUAAAGGUAUCAGAGCCACCAAUAGCGAUCACGAGAAACUUGCUAGUUUCUUUGAGAGAUCUAUACAAGAAUGUAAGAAUGAGUUGAAAUCUCCAGAUCUAGAAGUAAAGUCUAUUGCUAUUUUGAAACUAGCAUAUUUGGAAAUGUAUGGUUUUGAUAUGAGUUGGUGUGCAUUCAGUAUUUUGGAAGUAAUGGCAUCCCCAAAGUUUCAACACAAACGAAUUGGUUACUUAGCAGCAAAUCAAAUUCUUCAAAGGCAGAAUAACGACGACGCUCUAAUGUUAAUGACAAAUCUAUUGAAUAAAGAUUUAACAUCCAUUGAUUAUACCGAAAUAUCCCUUGCAAUUGGGGGCAUUGCCGCUGUUGUAACGAAGGAUUUGGCACCCAUAAUUGUUGAUGAUAUGGCUAAACUUUUGACACACACUAAACCAUUGAUAAGAAAAAAGGCUGUUUUGGCAAUGUACAAAAUUUUUCUUAAAAAUCCGGAAUCACUCAGAAUCCAUUAUGAUCGAUUAAUUGAGAGAUUAGAUGAUGAUGACUCUUCUGUGGUAUCCGCCACAGUUAAUGUGCUCUGCGAAUUAGCUUAUAUGAAUCCAUCGAACUAUAUCGAUCUUGCUCCAAAAUUUUAUAAGAUUAUGAAGGAGUCUAACAACAAUUGGAUGAUGAUUAGAAUCUUGAAGUUGUUCUCGUCACUUUCGUUGAUCGAGCCUAGAUUGAAAAACAAACUUUUACCGGAAAUCAAAGCAUUUAUGGUCAACACAAAGGCAUUAUCUCUACAAUACGAGUGCAUCAAUGCAAUAUUGAACGGAAACAUGCUUUCCCCAGAUGAUAUUGACACCGCAAAGUUGAUCGUCUCAAAUCUACUUGUUUUUUUCGCAAGUGGAGAUCAAAAUUUAAAGUAUGUGGGUUUACUGGCUUUUAUUAAAACAUGUAAAAUAAAUCAAGAUUUGAUUAAAAAACAUGACAAGAUAAUUCUUUCUUCAAUUUAUGAUAAUGACAUCACUGUGCGAGAAACGUCUCUUGAAAUUGUGAACUCUUUAGUGAAUGAACAUAAUAUUGUUCCCAUUAUAACAAGGUUGACUGUACAAUUGUUGCCAUACAAUGAUCAAAAGGAACAACUUGACAAAAUUAACAAGAAGGUACUAGCUCAAAAUUCGGGUCAAGAUAGUGACGAUGAUACAGAUACAUACAUUAUUGGUGCAACGCAACAGCCAAUUGUGGUUUCGCAAAAAUAUAAAUAUCUUUUAGUGAGUAAGAUUAUUGAGAUUUGCUCCAUGAAUAACUACGAGAAUAUUCCUAGUUUUAGAUGGUAUCUAGGAGUUAUGACAGACAUUCUCAAGUUAAACGUUGACAAUAAAAUAUCUAAGAUCGACAAGAUGAUAACGGAUCAGUUUGUUGAUAUUGCUUUGAGGGUCCCAAGUGUUAGGCAUACUCUAGUUAAUAUUUGCUUUUCUUUAUGUGGUAUUCUCGAAUAUACCGGAAGAGAACUACUACAGUUUAAAGAAGGCCUGGGCAAUUGCAUGUGGAUAAUUGGCGAAUAUUAUGACUCGUACUUACAGGGUGAGAGUGAUUCAGACUCAGACUCAGAGCCAGAUUCGGAUUCAGAUUCUUUUUCAGCUCUACAGAAGCAGGAAUUGAAGGACCUUAAACAGUCCAAACUUUCUAUUAGUGAAAUCAUAGACACUAUUUCGAAACAAAAUAUUUUAUCAAAACUGGAACAACUGGAUUCUUAUGACAUCAUUACCACGUAUGUUGGCGCUAUUGCCAAGAUGUAUAGCAAAUUUACUAGUACAUAUGCAUGUGGUGGUGAUUUGUCUGUAUCCCAACUGGAGUUUGUUAAAAAUUCAUGCUUGGGGGUUAUUGAAAUCUUAUCUCAGUUUGAAACGAGUUCAAACUUUGAACUUCAAGAAUGUGCAUUGUCUUAUGUGGAAAUUUUAAAAUUAGUUGAUAACUCAUUAGAAAAUGUAUUAGACGGAAUCAAAAAUACUGAAACUUCCUCAGCAUCUUUACCAACCUUCCUAACAGAAGGCUACAACCAGUUAUUUCUUUCUUAUCCCUUGAUGCCUGUCGGUGCGUCUGCCCAGGAGAAGGUAAAAAUCCCAGAUGGUUUGGAUCUUAAUGCAGCUAUUGAUGAGCAAGCAACGUUUAAUUUUCACAACCUCUACACAAAUUUGAAAUUAGAAGAACUAAGUAUUGAUGAUGUCGACUUGCCUCAAAGUGACUCACUACACGGUGAUUAUACGGAAAAUCAGGAAUUUUCGGACAUUGAUACUACUCGUUCGUUGUCUACCAGACAUGAUGAUGAAAUUUACUAUAUAAGUGCUACAAAUUAUGACCAUUCUGACUCUUCUUCCAUAGCUCCAAAGAAACAAGCCAAAAAGAAAAGCAAGAAAACUAAAAAGUUCAGAAAAGAAGCUGUGCUUAUUGUUGAUGAUGAUGAUACACCUGCUCGACAAAACUCUACAACAGUUAAGCAAAACAACUUGACCGCCGAUGCAUUAAAUCUUGCAGAUAUAGACCUGAAAAAAUCAGAAGAACAUUACCCAGUGGGAGAUGAGUACCAAGUGGAGGAAGAGACGAGAAAAAAGAAAGAAAAAGCUGGUGUUGACGGAAUAAAAAUUGAAGUUCCUUCUGUAGCUCUUUCUGCAGCUCGUAAAAAGCCAAAGAAAAAAGCCAAGAAAAAUGUUGCAAUCAUUGAGUAA